AUGUCCUCUCGCGGUCCUGCCUAUUCCGUCGCCCGUCACCUAGCAAUAGACACGCCAUCCCCACCAGUAGCAGAGACGGCCGUCUGGCUGCGUCAAUACCCAAUCCCAUCGUCACCAUGGCACGCCGAUGCCCCGCGCUACCUCAAUCUAGCGCAGGGCGUCCCAUCUGGCAUGCCCACUGCAGCUAUGAGGGGUAAGAUGGCCGAGGAGGCAGCAAAAGACAAGCAUCACAGCUACGGACCGGCAAACCCGGGGCUGAUGGAGGCGCUGGCGCGCAAUCUCAAUGCCGUCUAUCGCGAUGGGGAUGAUAGAGGAAGGGGUGCCGUUACGACGAGCGAUAUAUGCUUGACAGCCGGCUGCAACAUGGCUUCUGAGUUUGCCUUCAGGACAGUAGCAGAGCUCGGAGCCAAUCAUGGGGUUGUUCUGCCCACGCCCUUCUACUUUAAUCACAGCAUGCAACUCCUUUCCCUCGCCAUUGCGCCGAUUCCACUACCAUGCUCUCCUUCAAAUGGCUAUCUUCCCUCGCCCACCGACUUCAACUCCCUCCUGGCAAAGCAUCGCGCCGACAGUUCCCUUCCCGAAGUGAGAGCUUUGGUCCUCGUCACGCCCAACAAUCCGACAGGAGCCAUCUACCCGGCAGAAUUGAUAGGAGACUUCGCAAAGAUUUGCAAGCAGGAAAAGGUAGCCCUCAUUCUCGACGAGACGUAUCGGGACAUGCUGGUGCCCGAGGGCGAGGAAGAGGUCCCAAAGGGAGGCAGUAUCAAGCAGGUCAGGCCUCAUGACCUCUUUAGCGAUGAGUUGGAGGGUGACACGGAGUGGCAGUGGAGAGACGCCAUUAUCCACCUUUACUCCUUCAGCAAAUCCUUUGCCAUCCCAGGUCACCGGCUUGGCGCAAUGGUAACCCACCCGCACCUCAUCUCUUACGCAACCGCUUCCUCGCCUGGUACGACUGCUGAGCCUCGCGGCGGCGGCGGGGAAAGUGUCCCGACGGAGAGUACCGUCGCUCCACCGACUCGUCGCGAGUUUGGCCCAUUGGCAAAAGCGCAAGACAACACCCUGAUCUGCGCGCCCCGUACGGACGUUCAAGCCGCCGUUGGGUGGGCGAUUGAGGAUCCUGGCGAGGUGGCGUGGAGGAGGGAUACUGGAGUCAGCCUGGUGAGAAGGGCUAGGCUAUUGAAAGAAGGACUCGAGAGGCAGAUUGAGCUCGCGACUCUAGGACUGGGACUGGAGGAGAAGGCAGGCGAGGCGAAGAGCCCCGCCGAGCUGGGCUGGAAGGUCGAGAGUGUGGGUGGCUACUACGCCUUUGUUUCUCAUCCCUUCCCCACGGCGGCCGUCCCAUCUGCGAAUGGCGGGCCAACCGUCAGCUCAACCCAAGUCGCCCGCGGUCUUGCCCUCCUCUUUGGGCUCGGCAUCCUGCCUGGGGACAUGUUCGUUCCCGCUCCUAACGACAAGGAUGAUGAGCAAGCUCGGGAGUCUCUGGCGAUUGGCGCUCGUCAUAUCCGCUUGUCAAAUGCGAAUGUCACGGAUGAGGAGGCACUGAGGACGGAGCUGCCGAGACGAUUGGUAGCUCUCACUAGACUGUGGGAGGUGAAAGGCUGUGGGUGGGGUGUCUGA
Molecule: messenger RNA, 1614 nt
Organism: Jaminaea rosea
Lineage: Eukaryota; Fungi; Basidiomycota; Exobasidiomycetes; Microstromatales
Product: PLP-dependent transferase
Exons: 3
Coding region: 1-1614 (537 amino acids)
Biological process (GO): amino acid metabolic process; biosynthetic process
Molecular function (GO): pyridoxal phosphate binding; transaminase activity
Source: RefSeq, a predicted model, not a curated record